Messenger RNA from Vigna angularis (adzuki bean), 2496 nucleotides. Its product is annotated as transcriptional corepressor LEUNIG_HOMOLOG. The record is from RefSeq and is a predicted model, not a curated record. The transcript has 14 exons. Gene Ontology annotation, molecular function: protein binding; transcription corepressor activity. NCBI's taxonomy places the organism in Eukaryota, Viridiplantae, Streptophyta, Magnoliopsida, Fabales, Fabaceae. The coding region runs from base 792 to 2381 and encodes 529 amino acids.
CACGUCAGUUUUGCCUUCUCCAUAGAACCCUAAUUUCCCCUUAGACAGAAACCCUUGUGAUGCCACGUGAACCCUAGCCCCCGCCACUUUCCAACCAACCUUUCCUCCGCGUCGCAACCGUGAAGCCGCCGUGAGGACACCAUCAACGCCACCACCAACCCUGUUCCUUUUCACCCUAGCCGCCACCACAGGUUCAUCUUCUCGCGCAACCUUCCACCAAACCAGAAACCUCCAUGGAAACCCCAAACGCUACCCAACAAUGUCUCCCUUGCAGCAACCUAACCCUGCAAUACUAAAUCACGAAACAGCACCAGCCUUCAUCUUCAACCCCAAAUCGCGAUGCUCCGCAAUCACCAUCAAAGCCGCGAGCCUCCACCUUCUUGCUAACCAAUCCUGAUACCUGAAAACAGAAAAAAAAUCCCAGAAGUACCAAACAAUAAGGGAAUGAGGGUCCGAACGGUAGGGGAAUAGGAGUGAGGAGUCAGACGGUCGGGGAAUGGAGAUGAAGAACUGUUCGGCUAAGGGAAUGGAGGGUGAAAGAGCUGAACAGAUUCAUCAUGAAAGGGCAUGGAUAACAACUCUUUUCUUAAUAAUUUAUAUCCUUCUAGUUGCCGGAUGACUUGCCAAACUUUGAUGAUAUUGGCUUCUUAGAGGAUGAUGAAGAAUCAUUAAGCUCACAGGAUGACGUGGAACACUUUGGAGAUGAUGGCUUCUUAGAGGAUAAUGUGGAAUUAUUUCCCCCACAGGAUGAUGGUGAUGGUAGGAACCCUUCUGAGCAUGAUACAGAUGCUAUGAAAGGCUUUACCUUUGCUGAAGUUGGUUUUAUGCGCAAAUGCAAUAGCAAAGUUGUUUGCUGUCAUUUCUCUUCAGAUGGGAAAUUAUUAGCUAGUGCUGGACAUGACAAAAAGGUUGUUCUGUGGAACAUGGAGACACUGCAAACAGAGACAACUCCGGAGGAUCACAGUCUAAUUAUUACCGAUGUUCGCUUCAGACCGAAUUCAACUCAGCUGGCAACAUCUUCAUUUGAUAAAAUUGUUCGGUUGUGGGAUGCUGCUAAUCCAACCUUUUCUUUGCAGGCAUAUAGUGGUCAUUCUUCGCAUGUUUUGUCCCUUGAUUUUCACCCAAGGAAAAAUGAUUUUUUCUGUUCCUGUGAUGAUAUCAAUGAGAUUCGUUUCUGGAAUAUUAGCCAAUAUUCUUCCAUCAGACGUUUUAAGGGAGGAUCUACCCAGGUGAGGUUUCAGCCGAGGGUUGGUCACCUUCUGGCUGCAGGAAGUGGGAGUUCUGUGUCUCUCUUUGAUGUUGAGACUUGUAGGCCGAUGCACACAUUUCAGGGACACUCUGCAGAUGUAUCUUUCGUCUGUUGGGAUCCAAACGGAGAUUACUUUGCAUCUAUGAGUCAAGAACGUGUCAAAGUGUGGUCAAUUGCAACUGGGGAAUGCAUUCAUGAACUUAAUUUUAAUGGAAACAUAUAUCAUUCUUGUGUCUUUCACCCAAGCUACUCAACUCUCUUGGUUAUUGGAGGAUACGAGGGUAAAUGUCAGAGUGAUGAGUUUUGGGAAAAUCACAUAAAGCAAAAAUGGGGAAGAGUGAUUGGUGAUGCUGUUUACAAGGAGUGGAAAAGGCACGUAGCAAUUGCCAAGGAUGGAGUUUUGUUGAAGAAUCAACACACCAAUCAAACUGCCUCAAUGGGUUCUUUUUCUGGUGUUUGGCCUAACCUAUUUCUUGCUUCAUACUUAGAAGAUUUCAAGGUCCUCAAUGUUCAAAAAUCAAACAACUUCAUGAUGUCUUUGUAUUUCUCUCUUGAGAAUGGUAGCUUUUGGUUUCCUGCUCAGGUCUACAAGGGACUAAUGAUUCACAAUGUCUUGGUUAGCUAUGACUCACAAUCUAAUACUUUUCAAGCAAGGUAUCAAAAUGGAGGUUGGAGAUGUUUAGGGAAGAACAUUGAGUGGGAUAUGGUGAGAGCUCCCUCGGUUGAUACUCCUCCUUAUGUUGUACAUCUCUCUCAUUGUUUAGAUACAUUGAAACCAGAGGAUCAUAUUGAGAUUCAAUGGAGACCAAAUACACAAUCUCCUUAUGAUUGGUGGUAUGCUGUUAUUGGUCACUUAGACUCAUGUAAUAAAAAUUGUUGUCAAUGUGAAUACAAUGAUACAUUGAUAGUGGAGUUCAGACAAUACCCUGAAAUAUCAAACAUGAGACGAAUAAAGUUGUGUAGAAAGACGAAUGAGGAAGAAGGUCAUAGAAUUGGUGGCUACUAUGGAGGAAUCAGAAAGCUUCAGAAUCACAAUGAAAUUGAAACAUGGAAGAAGCUCUUCCCUCUUCAAAUUCAGACGCCACCUGUCUUAUAUAUGUUUCCAGUGGCAGCACACUUCCAAAUCCUCUAGAUUUUCAAGUCAAUCUCAGAAAGCUUGGGACUAAUUCCAGAAACCAUGCUGCUGAAGCUGAUUGUUGCUCAAGAAACACUACUACUGAUAUAUAAUAUAUAUAUAUAUAUAUAUA